CUUCCGCUUCCGGUUUGCUUCCGGCGCCAUGGCGACCGUAAGGGGAUUGAGGUAUCUGUUGACGUUUGGCAGAUGGCGCCGCAGUCUUGGAGUCCUUCCCCAGGCUCGAGCGCUCGCCGCGCUCGUGCCCGGUGUAACCCAAGUAGAUAACAAAUGUGAUUUUCUGGGAAAGAGGCCCCAUCGCCGUCACCCUGGCAUCCUGCAGUUGCCUCGCGUGCGGCUGCCGCAAGCUUUGGUGAAUGCGGCGCAGUUACUACUGCUCGAGAGCUCGAUGCCCAACGUGGAGAAGCAGGUGCAAGUACUGACCAAUUAUCUCUGGAGCCGUCAUGUACCGGUGGAGCAAGAGGAGUUGCGAAGACGGGCUGUAGAUCUUGAGAAAAAAUUCAUGGAAAACCCAGACUCAUCUUUGAGUGAAGAGAAACUUCAUCAAGCAGUGCUGCGUGCUUUACGCAAAACUACCUAUCACUGGCAAGAAUUGAGCUACAAUGAAGGACUAAGCCUGGUGUAUAUGGCAGCAAGACUGGAUGGUGGCUUCGCAGCAGUCUCCCGGGCAUUCCAUGAGAUCCAGUCUCGAAUUCCAGAGUUCCAGCCACAAACCUUAAUGGACUUUGGCUCGGGUACUGGUUCUGUCAUCUGGGCUGCUCACAGUACUUGGGGCCAGAGCCUACAUGAAUAUAUGUGUGUGGACAGUUCGGCUGCUAUGUUGAAUUUGGCAGAAAAACUACUGAAAGGUGGUUCAGAAUCUGGGCAACCUUAUGUUCCAGGUGUCUUUUUCAGACAGUUUCUGCCAGUAUCACCCAAGGUGCAAUUUGAUGUGGUGGUAUCAGCCUUCUCCUUGAGCGAACUGCCCGGCAAGGCUGAGCGCACUGAGGUAGUCCAGACCUUAUGGCGCAAGACAAGUCGCUUUCUGAUACUCCUGGAAAAUGGCACAAAAGCUGGCCACCGUAUUCUCAUGGAUGCUAGGGACCUGAUUCUUAAGGGAAAAGAGAAGUCACCACUGGAUUCUCAACCUGGUUUUGUCUUUGCCCCAUGUCCUCAUGAACUUCCUUGUCCCCAGUUGACAGCUUCUAAGCCCCUGGCCUGUAGCUUUUCCCAGGCUUACCAUCCUAUCCCCUUCAGUUGGAACAAGAAGCCAGCAGAAGAAAAGUUUUCGAUGGUAAUCCUUGCCCGGGGUUCUCCAGAGGAGGGUAAUCGCUGGCCCCGAAUCACUCAGCCUGUCCUAAGACGGCCACGCCAUGUGCAUUGUCACUUGUGCUGUCCAGACGGGCACAUGCAGCAUGCUGUGAUCACAGCCCGCCGGCACGGCAGGGAUUUGUACCGCUGUGCCCGUGUGAGCUCCUGGGGAGAUCUUUUACCUGUGAUCUCUCCCUCUGAUCCUUCUCCAUCCUCUGCUAAAGAUCCCCUAAGAGCUGAUAAUGUUGUGUAACAAAAUGUUCUCAUGUCUAUCAAGGCUGAAGCUACCUGGUAUCCAGGGUGGGAGUGCUGGUACCCCUACAGACCCGUGUAUGUCAGAGAUUUUAAUAAAGUGUUCAAAUACUGAAAAUGGAUCUUGUGAUUUCUGAAAGGUAUGGAGGUCAGUUGUCAUGGCCUACCCUAUAAUUAAGAGGAUCUGGAUUCAAUGCCUGUCUUCCCACACAAAUCUCAAGCACAUCC
Condylura cristata (star-nosed mole) is the source of this 1653-nucleotide messenger RNA. It is a transcript of the gene METTL17, whose product is annotated as methyltransferase like 17. Gene Ontology annotation, cellular component: mitochondrial small ribosomal subunit. Gene Ontology annotation, molecular function: methyltransferase activity; structural constituent of ribosome. Lineage: Eukaryota; Metazoa; Chordata; Mammalia; Eulipotyphla; Talpidae. The record is from RefSeq and is a predicted model, not a curated record. The transcript has 14 exons. Bases 29 to 1426 code for a protein of 465 amino acids. Gene Ontology annotation, biological process: translation.